Messenger RNA from Hemibagrus wyckioides, 6332 nucleotides. It is a transcript of the gene sh2b1, whose product is annotated as SH2B adaptor protein 1. The record is from RefSeq and is a predicted model, not a curated record. Lineage: Eukaryota; Metazoa; Chordata; Actinopteri; Siluriformes; Bagridae. Gene Ontology annotation, cellular component: plasma membrane. The transcript has 10 exons. The coding region runs from base 856 to 3630 and encodes 924 amino acids. Gene Ontology annotation, molecular function: transmembrane receptor protein tyrosine kinase adaptor activity. Gene Ontology annotation, biological process: intracellular signal transduction.
UUUCCCUGAGCCCCUCACACUCUUUCCCACUGUAUCGCGAGAGACUGACUGGGACAGGAGGCAGAGAAAUAAUCAUAUGCUUAUAACACAUCAAGAGAGCAAAAAUACACGUGUUAUAGCUGCUAUAUGAUUCAUUAUUAGCACGUUAACUAUUUAUUGAUGCCUAACGUUAGAUGCGGUGGCUAGUCAAAGUGGAAUGAGGACUAAUACUGAAGGCAACACCACUGGCUUCUUGUCUAAACAACUAGCUAGCUAUGUAGCCGCCGAGCUAGUUAGCUAGCUAGCUAAAUCUGCAACAUAGCCAUUUACGUAGGUUAGUUAGCUAGCUAGCUAAAGCUACUUCAAGAAAGCCUCGGUUAAAAUUUUCCGCUUCGCUAUAUUUAUUUAUUUUUUUUUGUCCGCCGAACAACAAGCUCGCAUAAGCACAGCGCCGGUCUCCAGUUACACCCUGACCCGAAAAUGGCCAAGGAUCCUUUCUUGUAGAGCCCUGAAGAAAAACAAGACCUUCUCAGCUCUGCUCCUCACUCAACACUAGCUCUCCAUAAUCCUUCUGAUGUAUUCUAAAGUUAAUCAGUAUGCAGAUUCUUACAUAUAUAUUUAAGUUAGCACACACGUCUUUAUGCAGAGUGUGCAACCAUUUCUAAAGAAGCCUGCUUGUUUUUUAAAUGGGGGGAGACUGUCAUCACUCCUUUUUUUGUCCAUUACUUUUCCAAGUCCUGUGUAAAGCUUUACCCCAUGAACAGAGCGUGCCUUCUCUUGACCCCAUCAGCUUGUGACAAUCGCUUGAUCCUCGAUCAGAAGGCUUUAGUGAUUAGUCUGCAAAUCACAUUAAAUCAGUCACUCCUAUAGUUAGUUAUGAACGGCUCCUUAUUACCCCCGCCUAGCCCACGGGCUGCAGCAAACUCAUCUCCUCUUCCUCCAUCCCCAUCUCCCUCACCUUCUCCUCCAUCUCCCUCAUUGCUCCCCCUUUCUGUGCGUCCCCCACCUUUGCCCCCUCCGGCUUCUGGCCAGCCACUGUCUUCUCUGUCUGACACACCGACUCCCUCACCUUCUCCCUGCCUUAGCUGGACCGAGUUCUGUGAGCUUCAUGCCCGGGUAGCUGCUGGUGAUUUUGCCCGUCACUUCAGGGCCUUUCUCAUGGAGAAUCCACAUUAUUCCCACGAUUCUGCUGCUGCUUUCUGCCGCCGCUUCACUGACCGAUUUGUUCGGCAUUUCGAGAGCGAACUCGAGGGAAGCGGUGCAGUGAGGGAGGGUACAGGGAUUUGGGUCACUCAGUCUGAUGGCACGUCACUGGAGGAAGAGCCGACAUCUCCACCACUUCUGCCACCUGACGCUGUUUCAACCUGCUUGCCUACACACGUCAGAGCUCCACCCAAGCCACUUUCAGCUCAGCAGGAAUUGGACACUAGAGGUGCAGACAGAUUUCAGAAUCCCAAUGUUUUCCAGGACUCGUAUGCUCAUGCGCAAAUUUUGCCACCUUCCUCUUCUUCGUCUUGUUCAUCUUCAAUGGGUGGGAACAACGGUCGAAGGGAAGAUAGGGCAUUGACGGUUAAAAAGUAUCCUGGCCACUUGCCUGGUAAUGGAGACCUGGAAGAAGAGGAGGACAGUUGGGUGGGGCCAGUGACAGGAGAGGAGGCAGAGUCAGAUGAGCUAGUGGGGAAAGACUGCGAGGCAGAGGGCAAUACUUUCACAGACAGACCUGACAGCAGCCUAACACCACUAAGCCCUGCUUCCGGUGGACCGCUAAACUCUGGGUCAAAGGGCAACAUCCCAGGUGCAGGUGGUCACUCGAAAAACAAGCUAAAGAAACGCUUCUCCCUACGCAAUGUGGGCCGCAGUGUGCGGGGCAGUGUGAGAGGUAUCCUGCACUGGCGGAGCUCCUCUAGUGAUUCGCCUCAAAGUUGUGGCUCGGCUAAUGCCACGCCAUUGCCCUCAAGUUACAGCUACACUAUGGGCCUGCAGGAUGCCAAGAGGAAUGCUCAAGGUGCUCCAACCUCGCUUCCUGUCUCACUUUCCCUGCCCCUUUCACUCCCUCACUCAUCGUCCUCAUCCCUGCCGCCGUCAUCCUCCAGCAGCGCCACCUCUCUCUCCCUCUCUGAAGCUCGUGAUCGGAGGAGGAGUAAUGGAGAAGGCGAGAAAGAGAAGUGGACCCACAGGCUGGAGAAGCUGCGUUUGUCCCGCUCUCCACCACCAACCCUGCAAGCACCCGUGGGACCCACGUCAGCCUUGUUACCCUCUGUCCUACCUUCUAGGAAGACAGGUAGACUUGUACGAGAGGGAGGAGUGAACGUCUGCUCCUCGGCAGAUGAAUUUACUGGCUCCCAUGGCUUUCCAGGCUUCUCUUUCGGGUUGCUCCAUCAUGGCAUGGACAAUAACAAUGCGGUCUCUGGCUCCAGUGCAGAGCAAACAGGUGGAAUGCCUCCUCCAGUCACAGUGGGGGCAAUAGCUGGACGGGGCACUCGCUGGCACAAGUGUCGACUGGUUCUUAAGGAGCGAGACAAGGAAGGAGGCGAGAGAGGAGAGGAGUACUUCUUAGAGUUUUACAUCCCUCCCAAGGCCUCAAAGCCCAGACUGACUAUCCCAUGCUGCUGCAUCUUAGACGUCAGGAGCACCACAGCUCUUGAAGUGCCAGACAAAGAAAACACUUUUCUUCUGCAGUUGGAAGGACAGGUCCAAUACGUCAUUGAGACCAGAGAUGCUGUACAGAUGAGAGCUUGGCUGAGUGACAUUAGAAACAGCAUCUGUCUCAGUGAGCAAGAGGAUAUCGAGGGAGUGUGUGGUGGAGCACAGACAGACCUCAGCAGCACACCAGAAUUCAGUGACCGUCUGUCUCAAGUUUGUUAUGGUGGGGUGGGUGGUUCUCCACUGCUUGAGCAACUUCCUCCCGAGUUGCCACCCCGCGCCCCACUAGAUGAACCCGAUGGUCGGCUGCUUGGCGGAGGCGGAGCUAGUCUUGGCAUGCCAUUCCCAGAGACGCCUGAUGCCACAGGGUCCUUCCUGUUCUCGGAGGGCUCAGCAGCAGAGCCAGUUGAACACCCAUUAAGUGAGUGUCAGUGGUUCCACGGUACCUUGUCACGGCUCAAGGCGGCCCAGCUAGUGCUGGCAGGCGGCAUGGCAAGUCAUGGCGUCUUCCUUGUGCGCCAGAGUGAGACACGGCGUGGGGAGUAUGUACUCACCUUCAACUUCCAGGGCAAAGCGAAGCACCUGCGCCUUUCUCUGAACGAGGAUGGCCAGUGUCGUGUGCAGCAUCUCUGGUUCCAGUCUAUUUUUGAUAUGCUGGAGCACUUCCGGGUGCACCCCAUUCCCCUGGAGUCUGGGGGUGCUUCGGACGUCACCCUCAUCAGCUUUGUCGGUGCCACGGCUGCCCGGCAACCAGACUUGACCAGCAGACCCCGUAGCCCCCCUCAGCCCCCGCCUCCCCCCCUCCCACCAGGGCGCCCUCCACCACCCACACCACCGCAGGAGCGUGUAACCGAUGUGGAGGCCGUAGGAGGAGCAGUGGCCAGCGGGCCUGAGGAAUGUGAAGAGCGCGAAAGGGACACACCUCUAAGACAGCUAGAAGGAACAGAGGCCGAAGAGAGAGAGGGAGGCCGGGCCAGAGCCAUCGACAACCAGUACUCCUUCUUCUGAGGAGCAGAGGAGGAGAGCCAGUCACAAUCAGUAUUUUUCACUUCAUAGGAAGAACUCAAGGGGUUGGGGGAAGCGUUACUAACACUAUUAAAAAAAAAAAAAAAAAAAAGCUUUCAAAGAAUGAGAGAGAUAUGGAGGGAGAUACACACACACACACACACCCCCACACACAUGCACACACACUGUUCAGUAAAUAUACAACAUAAAACACUAAGUAACAGUACACUAAGUGAAGAUUGGCUGAGGAAACAUUUGUUAAUGUUACACUACAUUUAUUUUUCAUUGUAUUUCAGUAUUAAAUGUCUCUUGUUCUGUUGCAUAGGACGGUACGGUCCUUCAGCUUUGUGCAAUCACACUGGAUGGUACUCGACCACCACGUGGUGCUAUCAUUUAUACACAGAUGUUUCAGAUUAUGUACACAGCAGCACUCUGUCAUAUUUUCCCGGUACAUUUGCUUUGUUUUCCUUUCGUGUUUGUUGUUUUAUCGUUGGAUCAGCCGUCACCGAAGAACCAUGAUUAUUGCAGUUUAUUUCAGUGCUAGACUUCACACAAGACUGCUGCUUGCCAAAAUAACCCAAACUCAUCUGCGAGUCAGACAAGAUAUAAAACAUCUCCACGGACAUCGUUACCUCAGUGCCCUCGGGCUGUAUGGGUAUGACUGCUGAUCUGAGACCUUGGAAUCCUUAAUAAUUAAAUGAAUUUAAAUUGGCUGCUCCCAGAUCAGCAGUCUUGCAGUGAGAUGCUUGAGCCCUGAUGUCUCAUCCACUGCUUUGCUGAAAUGUGCACAGGGCUGGAAGCAACCAAAUCAGUUUGACAUCUGCAACAUGCUGAUGUUCUUACCAGAAACUCACUUUGAUAGCUGUUUUUGAGUCAUUUAAUAUGAUCUUGGUUUGAUAGAUUUGCGUAAAAGACUGAAGACAAAUUCAUUCAAACACUAUCCGAGUCGACUGGGAUUUGUGUGCAUGUCAAUUUCCAUUGUGUAAAUGAUGUAUUUUAUACAAUGAAAUGAUUGGCUGCUGGCUAAAAGUCAAAGCACACAUGUGAAAGGUGAUUUGGUUCACAAAUCCUGAACCUGCCUCUUAUGUCAGGAGACAGUCUCUCUCUUUCUCUCUAUAUAUUUCUCAUUCUUUGUCUAUAUCCAGUAGCUGCAUUUGAUUCAUCUUUGCUAUAUGUCUUUUAAGAUCUCCCCUCAGUCUAUCAUCUCUCUGCUCAGUCUCAGCAUUCUUAUAUAUACACACACACACACACACACACACACCUCUGCACACUGUUUUAGUUUUGUUUAUUUCAAGAGUCCAGAGGAGGGAGAAUGUUGCUCAUUUACACAAGAAUUAGUUUCUUAUUGAAUAUGAUGAUGAGGAAGACCGUGAUAAUCGAUAGUAAUAAUUGUCUAAAUAAUAGUAUUAAUUUUAUUUUUUAUGUUGUUUUAAAAAUGCCUCUGUUGUAUGUCGUAUAUUCUGUGUAUGCAUAAUAUUGUUCUCCAGACUGAGUUUCACAUUUUUGUGCCUUUUUUUGUAUAGCUUGUGAUCUCCCUCAGCCUGUCCCACACUAGUUUCUCCUUUGCCUUGUUACAGUUUCCUCAUAUUUCAAGAAAGUUUAUUUUCUUUUAAAGGAAAACAAAAAAAAAAAAGACCAGGACAAAUGGCACUUAACUCCCUGUGCCUUCCCAUGUUGUUUUGUCAUCAUUCAUUCUGUGCCAGUCAUCUUUGGCUUUAUCUCCAAGCGCAUUUUACUCCUUUUAACCACAUCACGUCUCUAUGUAGUGACCUUCUUUUUUUUUUAAACUGUAUAUUGCUCUUACACUGAUUGUUUUAUUCUCUUUUCCCUUUCCUUGACUUUUGAACUUCUAUUUGUGCCUUUUCUCUCUCUCUCUCUCUCUCUCUCUCUCUCUCUGUGCUGGGACCGUGUGUUGAGGUGGACUGUGUUGUCCACUCUGUGUAAUUAGUUUCAGGUACUACAUUGAAUUUAAUAAUAAUAAUAAUAAUAAUAAUAAUAAAUAAUAAAUAAUAAUAAUACAUGACAAUGGUGAUAUAAAUAUACUGAAACAUUUUGGAGUUGUGUGUCUGUGUGUAACUGCAGUGAAAAUCCAUAUGAAAAGGGCCAGUGCAGCUUAAGCAAGCAUAUUGUUGUAUGUUUGUAAUGUCACUAGUCUGAUAAACUACUGGGCUUUUUACAUAAAAAGCCUUUAGAAUAUCAUAAGAACUAUUUGACAGAUUGGUUAUUCGUUUACAAGGAGAGUAUUUGACACUGGCAUUUUGAAUCAUAGGAUAUCACAAUUAUGCAUUAUAGAUUUCAACUGGUUCCCUGCUUCAGUUACCUGAUUUAAGUCAUCAGUUAUUUCAUCAGCUUUGGUGUGAUGAAUCAUGGCUUUCCUAUAAACCUGACAUAAGCCUAUUUACGUUGUAACUCGUCUGAACAUUUCUUGCCUAAAGAAGUGGUCUGUUGCUUUUCUUUCCACGUGUUAAAUGAAAGGUAUUGUUAUUUUCUCUCUGGUGUAGGCGGAACAGUUUUCGUCUAGUGUCAGUGGUUCUCGAAGUGGAGUCUGUGUUGCUUUUAUUUUUUUAAUUACACCCCAAAUAUCUUAGAUUUAUAUCGAGUUCUUAUGGUUCUUAGCCAGUUUGACUGAUCCUUUAAUUUGAAUGGCUGUAAGCCUCAAAACCCUAUAACUAUAAACCAGUAAUAAAGCUAGAAAUUGGACUGAA